AUGAAGGUCUCUUACUUAUAUUGGAAUGCUCGGGGUCUCGGAACUUCGAGAAAGCGUCUUAAAAAUUUGGUAACAAAAUUUCAUCCUAAACUUGUUGUUAUUGCUGAGCCUAUGGUUAGAAUCUCUCAUUUAGAUAUGUGGCGUGAUAAAUUGCAUUUCGAUGGUUGUUGCUCUAAUGUUGAGGAAGGCGGCAAAUUAUGGUUGUUUUGGUCUCAAGAUUUACACCUUGUUGUCGAGAACAUGGGUGAUCAAUUUUUGACUAUUAGAAUCACUAAUCUGAAUGACUUCCGUAUUACUUUUGUUUAUGCGAAAUGUUCCUAUUUGGAGCGUAGAAGACUGUGGGAUUCUUUGAGGGGGGCUAAUAUUCAUCAUCUUCCUUGGAUGGUCAUGGGUGAUUUCAAUAUUAUCAGAAAUGACUCGGAGCAUAGAGGGGGCAGGCCAAGGUUGGCUUUGGCUAUGGAGGAGUUUAACAGUUGGGUGGGUUCUUGUGGGCUUCUUGACAUGCCUUCCUGUGGGAAUUCUCUUUCUUGGUGUAAUGGUCAUUCUGGUAGAUCACGGCACUGGGCUCGUCUUGAUCGUUGUCUUUUCAAAACAGCGGCUCUUGAUGCUUUUCCUGGUGCAAAUAUGGAAUACUUGGCAUGCACUUCUUCUGAUCAUGCGCCGAUGGCAGUCUCGUUGCAGAAUCAGCUUAUUCGGUAUGGCUUUCCUUCCUUUAAAUUUCAGCAAAUGUGGGUUUCUCAUGCUCAGUUUUUCGAUUGUGUCUCGCACUCUUGGAAUGGUGAUGAUGUUGGGGGAUCUCGUUUGUAUAUGCUUGUUACUAAACUUAAACGUCUUAAAAUUGCUUUGAGAACUUGGAACAAUCACACCUUUGGUAAAACUGUCUCCCACAUAGCGGCUCUUAAGGAUCGUAUAAAGGGCUUGGAGGCAAGUUUACAAACUGAGUAUGUUGAAGACGUGGAGGAUGAUCUUGUUGCCUCCCAGUUGGAACUAUCAGUCUGGUUGAAUAGGGAAGAACAACGCCUAGCCCAACAAGCCAAACAACACUGGAUUCAGAAGGGUGAAGCUAAUUUUGCUUUCUUCCAUGCUGUCAGUCACCGUAAUCAUAAAGAGGUUAAAGCGAUGCAGCUAGAGGAUGGUUCUAUUCUCUCCUCACCUGAACAAAUUCAUGACGGGGCUAUCACUUAUUUUUCAAAUUUCUUGAAAGCAGAUAGUAGCCUGGGUCCUGAUGGUUUUGGGUCGGGUUUCUAUCGAUCUUGUUGGCAUAUUGUGGGUACCGAUGUUGUCGCUGCUGUGUCAGAGUUUUUUCAAGGUAUGGGUCUCCCUCGGUUUUUCAAUGCUACUCGUCUGGUUUUAAUCCCAAAAGUUGAUAAUCCGACGAGUUUUGAUAAGUUUAGACCGAUUAACUUGUGCAAUGUCUUCUACAAAAUUUGCACUAAAAUCAUGGUUAAUCGCUUAUCCCCCCUUCUUGCUAAUUUUAUUUCUCCUGAACAAGGAGCCUUUCUCCCGGGCCGUAGUAUCUUUGAUAACAUUAGCAUGACUCAAGAGAUGAUUCAUUCUAUUAAUAAACCUGUUUAUGGUGGGAAUGUUGUCUUGAAGAUUGACAUGGCAAAGGCCUUCGAUAGUCUAAACUGGUCCUUUCUUUUGCAGGUUCUUAAAGCUUUCGGUUUCUCAGAUUUUUUCUGUAAUUUGAUUCGUCAAUGCAUCACGAAUCCUUGGUUCUCUGUGGUUAUGAACGGAGUCCCCAAAGGUUUCUUCAAAGGUGGUCGGGGGUUGCGUCAAGGUGACCCCAUUUCUCCCUAUCUCUUCAUUCUUGUGGAAGACAUUUUCUCGCGGAUGAUUAAUAAACAGAUCCAUAUGGGCAAGAUCAUUCCGUUUCACCACCCGCGAGGCUCCCCUAUUAUCUCACAUCUGCUUUAUGCAGAUGACAUGGUCCUGUUUUGUAAUGGGGGAAAGGCUUCUUUGAAAGUUAUUAUUGAUGUGUUGAAGACUUAUGAACAGUGGUCAGGGCAAGCUGUAAACAAAAACAAAUCCCAUAUAUUUUUCUCUUCUCAGAUUUCUGGAUCUAGGCGUCGGGCCCUCCUUCGUUUCACUGGUUUUACGGAACGAAGUUUUCCUUUUAAAUAUCUAGGAGUUCCUAUUAUCACAGGAAGACUGAAGAUUGCUCACUUUGAUGACUUAAUUGCUAAAGUUCAGUCUAAAUUGGAGGGUUGGCAGGCCAGAUUGUUAUCCAGUGGGGCGCGUUUGACUCUCAUUAAACAUGUUCUUCAAAGUAUUCCCAUGCACAACCUUUCUAUCUUAAGAACUCCGAAAGCCGUGAUAGAGAAAAUUCACAGAAUCAUCAGUACCUUCUUCUGGGGUGUUAAAGAUGGGAAACCUAAGAAAAAAUGGCGUUCUUGGGUGGAUAUUUGUAAGCCUGUCUCAGAAGGCGGUCUGGGCCUUCGUAACCUUCACGACAUCCAGUCUUCUCUCCAUAUGAAGCUAGCCUGGAACCUUCUGCAAGGUACUUCUCUCUGGUCCAAGUUUUUUCAUGCUAAAUAUAUUGGUGAUAGACAUAUUUCCAUGGUGGAUCAUAAGAAAGGGUCUCUUUUUUGGAAGAUGAUUUUGAACAGUAUUUCUUUAGUGCAAGCUAAUUCUAAAUGGAAAGUUCGGGAAGGUAAUGUUCUCUUUUGGCAUGACCAUUGUGCUGAUGAUGCUCCCCUUAAUGAUAAUAUUCUGAUUUUUGAUAUGCCUAAUCUUAAAUUGGAGGAUUGUAAAGCUGGGUUGGGUUGGAAUAUGGAUUUGUUUACUCGCUUGGUUGGUCAUCACAAAGCUGAGGACCUCAUUUUGCAAUUGGGUCGGAUUAAAAACGGGAAGGAUUUGUUGAUUUGGCUUCCUUCAGCUGACGGUCUCUUCUCUACUAAAAGCGCGUGGAAUUGUAUUCGUAUAAGAGCCCCUGUUUUUCCCUGGGCUAAUUGGGUCUGGCAUUCUGCUCUUCCCAAUAAUAUUUCGAUUACUAUGUGGAAGGCCAUUCACAAUUGUCUUCCUGUAGAUGACAGAAUCUGUAAUCUUGGUAUUUCUAUUGUCUCUCGCUGUGAUUGCUGCUCUAAUUCCAAAUAUGAAGAUCUCAAUCACUGUCUUGCUAUAGGAGAUUUUGCUGGAAAAAUUUGGCGUAUUUGUUCUGUUGUUCUUGGAAUUCCUUGGAUAGAAGGUAGUUCUUGGAAUCAGAGGGUGGAGUGCUGGUAUAGGCGGGCAAAAAAUUCUAAUCGCCCGGGUCAAUUGCUGGGUCUUCUUCCGGCUAUCAUUACUUGGCAUCUAUGGAGACGUCGCUGUAAAGCUAGAAUGGAAGGCUUGAUGGAAUCAGUCCAACAGGUUUGGUGUUCUAUUAAAUAUUGGGUCUCUUGGAUCGGGUUAAAGCUUAAGGAUGUCAACUUGCUUUCUCGACGUGACGAAGGUGUUUUACAUUGCUUUAAUAUACCUUUAAAUGUUACGAGGAAAGAGUUUAUUAUUCCAGUCAAGUGGAAGCUCCCUAAGCCAGGUUGGGUCAAAUUGAAUGUUGAUGGCUCUUCUCUAGGCAAUCCAGGCCCGUCGGGGGCAGGAGGCAUCAUUCAUGAUGAUAAAGGUAAUUUUCUUUGCGGGUUUGCAGCUGCCACUGGGCAUAACUCCAACAACUAUGCUGAACUGAUGGGUUUACUUCAUGGGCUUCGUCAUAUUGGCCUGUUGGGUGUUUCAUCUGUGGAAAUCGAACUUGACUCCAUGCUUGUGCUUAACUGGUUGAGGACUCAGAGAUGUGGCCUGUGGUACAUGGAAGAUUAUUGGGAUGAGAUCCAGAGUCGUCUCGCAGGGCUUAAUGUUUCUCUUGUUCACUGCUAUAGAGAAUGUAACUCGGUUGCGGAUGGGCUUGCUAAACUGGGUGCUAAGGGCCAUACCCUCUCAUGGUUUUCUUUAUCUGAUCUACCUGCUUCCAUAAGAGACAAUAUUCGGCUGGACAAAGGGGGUCUUCCCUACAUUCGGAAAAUUCGAAGACCAUGUUAA
Messenger RNA from Carya illinoinensis, 4011 nucleotides. RefSeq lists its product as uncharacterized. Bases 1 to 4011 code for a protein of 1336 amino acids. The record is from RefSeq and is a predicted model, not a curated record. The transcript is spliced from 2 exons. NCBI's taxonomy places the organism in Eukaryota, Viridiplantae, Streptophyta, Magnoliopsida, Fagales, Juglandaceae. Gene Ontology annotation, molecular function: nucleic acid binding; RNA-DNA hybrid ribonuclease activity.